Molecule: messenger RNA, 1502 nt
Organism: Drosophila novamexicana
Lineage: Eukaryota; Metazoa; Arthropoda; Insecta; Diptera; Drosophilidae
Gene: UbcE2H
Product: ubiquitin-conjugating enzyme E2 H
Exons: 2
Coding region: 487-1038 (183 amino acids)
Biological process (GO): ubiquitin-dependent protein catabolic process; protein polyubiquitination
Cellular component (GO): nucleus
Molecular function (GO): ubiquitin conjugating enzyme activity
Source: RefSeq, a predicted model, not a curated record
CGAAGACGACAACCAGAAACGGGAGAAAACGACAGAAAACGGAUGGAGCGAUAGCAACGCAGUGCAUUUCAUCAAUGUUGAGCCAUUAAACAAUAUUAGUUAAACAAUUGUCGCUGUCGUAAUAAAACAAAAACAAAUACGAAAAAAUCGUGAAAAAAUGCACAGACGGUCGGUGCAUACAACAAUGUGGAGAAGUAUCGAAGCGUAAAAAUCAAAGGCGGCGCCAGCCACUCGUACACCAGCCAUCCAACCAACAACAAUAGCCACGAUAAUAAAUUGGAGAAAUCAAAAUAAAAGGCAGACAGCAGCAGCUGCAGCUCCUGGAUUGCUGCGCCGAUUUUAUAUGUGUGCGAAACAGGGGAGCAGCAAUACACAACAACAACAACAGCAACAACAACAACAAACACCGCCUUAGCCUUAAACCUAGUGAACAGGGCAAUAUUUGUCACAUCAAAUAAACCACAAAACAACAACAGGAGCAACAAAAUGUCAUCGCCCAGUGCUGGUAAACGACGCAUGGACAAUGACGUCAUCAAGCUAAUUGAAUCAAAACACGAAGUGACCAUUUUGGGCGGCCUAAACGAGUUCCAUGUCAAAUUCUUUGGUCCAUCGGGCACACCCUAUGAGGGCGGCGUUUGGAAGGUGCGCGUCUAUUUGCCCGAUAAUUAUCCAUUUAAAUCACCGAGCAUCGGUUUUGUCAAUAAGAUCUAUCAUCCAAAUAUUGAUGAAUCAUCGGGCACCGUUUGUUUGGAUGUUAUCAAUCAGGCAUGGACAGCACUGUACGAUCUAUCGAAUAUAUUUGAAUCGUUUCUGCCACAAUUGUUAACAUAUCCAAAUCCUGUGGAUCCAUUAAAUCGAGACGCGGCCGCCCUCUAUCUGCACGAGCCGGAGGAAUAUCAUCGCAAGGUCGCCGACUAUGUGCAACGGUAUGCGACCGAGGAUGCGCUGCGGGCGGCGCAACAGGAGCGCGACAGCAGCGACAGCGAGUCAAGCAUGUCCGAUUACAGUGAGGACGAGGCCAGAGAUAUGGAAUUAUAAUAUCGGUUUAACUAUAUUAUACAAUUAACUAAAACAAUAGCAGCAGCGGCAAUAAUAGCGACAGCCUAAUGCCACGAUUUGAUCGUACAAUACAAUCCGAUCGCCUCGACACAUAUAUAUAUAUUGAGAAAAACCACAGCAAACAAUAUUAAGAUAGUUGUAUAUAUCUAUAUAUAUAUAUAUAUUUACAAUAUGCAUAUAUAUAUAUAUAUAUAUAUAUAUCGAUACAUUAACAACAUGCAUAUAUAAAGAACGUGAUUCGAUGGAGCGCAUAUCGCAGCGAUAUGUUGAUGUGCGCGCACAUACUUAUAAAUACGAAAUAUGAUCUAACACACACACACACACACACACACAUAUAUAUAUAUAUAUAUAUGUUAAUUAACGUAAGCUAAAAGUUUGAAACAAUUCUUAGUAAUAUAGCAAUUAUAGUAGCUGAUAAACAAACAACAAACGACAAAAACAAA